AUGUUAACCAUAUCUCCUCCCUUGUAUUCAACCUUAGGAUGGCCAACAGAUGAUCACAUUAGACAAGAGCAGGAGCAGAAGAACUGGAUAGACAAUGAGACAUCCUUCGACUGCAACAAUAGAGAAACAGAGGCUUUGGACUUAUGUCCCCCUUUCCAUUCUUUGGAACAACAAAUAGAUCUUGGAGAUGACUCCAUUCCCUCAAGUGCGAUUAACAAUGAUCCAGGCUUAAUUAAGAAACUGAGCCACAAUGCUGGUGAACGUGAUCGCCGGAAGAAAUUAAACAAUCUCUAUUCUUCUCUUGGAUCACUACUUCCUGGAAUCGAUAAUACGAGGAAAUUAAGCAUUCCAGCAACAAUUUCGCGUGUUCUUAAAUACAUUCCUGAGCUGCAAAAACAAGUUGAGAGGCUAAAGCAGAGGAAGGAUGAAAUAUUGGCAAGUGUAUAUAACAGAGGUAAUAGCAAAGGUCCAAUAGACAAACAAAGAAAUGGGAUUAUCAAAAAAUCACUACCAACUGUUUCAGUAAGCCAAGUUGAUGAAGGAGAGGUUCUGAUUCAUAUAUGCUCAUGCAAGAACACAAGAAGUCCAUUCUCCGAGAUUCUACAAAAUUUAGAGGAUGAAGGCCUUCAAGUCUUGAAUGUGUUUGCUUCUGUCUCAUCAUCAUCAUCAUCAGGGGAGGUGCUCAUUUACAAUCUUCAUCUUAAGAUGAGAGAAAACCAAAGACUGGACUGUAAUUUAUUGAGACAGAAGCUGCUAUCAAUGUGUGAGAACAAGGAAGAGCUCUUCUAA
Molecule: messenger RNA, 789 nt
Organism: Macadamia integrifolia
Lineage: Eukaryota; Viridiplantae; Streptophyta; Magnoliopsida; Proteales; Proteaceae
Product: transcription factor ORG2-like
Exons: 3
Coding region: 1-789 (262 amino acids)
Biological process (GO): regulation of transcription by RNA polymerase II
Cellular component (GO): RNA polymerase II transcription regulator complex
Molecular function (GO): DNA-binding transcription factor activity, RNA polymerase II-specific; protein dimerization activity; RNA polymerase II transcription regulatory region sequence-specific DNA binding
Source: RefSeq, a predicted model, not a curated record